Messenger RNA from Daldinia decipiens, 2059 nucleotides. Its product is annotated as MFS general substrate transporter. Gene Ontology annotation, biological process: transmembrane transport. Gene Ontology annotation, molecular function: transmembrane transporter activity. The coding region runs from base 162 to 1721 and encodes 519 amino acids. The record is from RefSeq and is a predicted model, not a curated record. Lineage: Eukaryota; Fungi; Ascomycota; Sordariomycetes; Xylariales; Hypoxylaceae. The transcript has 3 exons.
GCUUUCCCCAGAGUUCCAUUUAAGCAUCAAGCUUCUUUUAGCUACGGACCGCCGAACCAUUUUUUAGUGCAGACUCUGUUAUGGGUCGGCGUUGUUAGUCUUACAAUUGUUUCUUACUAUUGUCAUUUUAGCAUAGAGUCGGCCUAUUAAGCGAGCCAAUCAUGGCGGAGAGUUCAGUCAAAAAGGGUAAUACGAAUACCGAGCAGCAACUGGGCGAGGACGUUGCUGUUGGGAUUGGGGAUGCCAGUACGAUACCUAAGGGCACAAUUGACCCCGUAUACGAGGCCAAAGCGAGAGUUUUGAAUAGAGCGAUUCAGGAUAUCGGCAUGGGAUGGUACCAAUGGCAGCUCUUCAUCGUCGUAGGUUUCGGCUGGGCGUCCGACAAUCUUUGGCCGAUCGUCACGUCGCUCAUAUUCACGUCUAUCACUAACGAAUUCCAUCCGUCGCGCCCUCCGCUGCUAAGUCUUGCUCAGAACAUCGGCCUGCUCUUCGGGGCAGUAUUCUGGGGCUUUGGCUGCGACAUCUUUGGCCGGAGAUGGGCUUUUAAUCUAACUCUUGGUAUAACGGCAGUGUGGGGGAUGAUAGCUGCCUCUGCGCCUAAUUUCGCUGCCAUUGGGGUCUUCGCCGCGUUUUGGUCGUUUGGCGUUGGUGGCAACUUACCGGUCGACUCUGCAAUCUUCCUCGAGUUCCUCCCUGGAUCUCACCAAUACUUACUUACUAUCCUCUCUAUCGACUGGGCCCUUGCCCAAGUUAUAGCUAACUUGAUUGCGUGGCCGCUGCUGGGGAACUUUACCUGCCAACAGACGGAUCCGGACUGCACCAGGGCCAAGAAUAUGGGCUGGCGCUAUUUCAUGAUCACGAUGGGCGGGCUGACGCUUAUCAUGUUCGUUCUUCGUUUCUUCUGCUUCACCAUCUACGAGUCGCCCAAGUAUCUCAUGGGGAAGGGGUUGGAUAAGGAAGCAGUGCGCAUAGUCCAUGAAGUGGCACGGCGAAACAAGAAGUCCUCGUCGUUGAUCGUCGAAGAUUUGAAAGCUUGCGAACCGGACGGAUACGAAAAUAGGGCAACUGCGAAUGAUGCCGUAAAGCGUAAGUUGGAAAGCAUUAAUCUUACUCAUAUCCGGUCUCUAUUUGCUACAGGGAAGCUGGCGUAUAGCACAGGGGCGCUAAUGGUGGUAUGGGCUUUUAUCGGUCUCGGAUACCCAUUGUAUAAUGCUUUUCUCCCAUACAUUCAGAGCACUCGCGGUGUAGAUUUUGGCGACGGGUCAACUUACAUCACGUACCGCAACUCGCUCAUCAUCGCCGUGCUCGGUGUACCUGGUGCUCUUGCUGGCGGCGCUCUUGUCGAACUACCGCAUUUCGGACGAAAAGGCGCUUUAAGUUUAAGCACAAUCUUAACAGGUGUCUUCCUCUAUUGCUCGACUACUGCGACCAACUCAUCAAGCCUGCUGGGCUGGAACUGCGCCUACAACUUUACCAGUAAUAUUAUGUAUGCCGUCUUAUAUGCUUUCACACCCGAGCUAUUUCCGACAAAGGACCGAGGCACCGGCAAUGCACUGACUGCGACCUCGAACCGCAUAUUCGGCAUUAUGGCCCCUAUUGUUGCCAUGUUUGCCAAUCUAGAGACAUCGGCCCCGGUCUACACGAGUGGCGCAUUGUUCGUUGCGGCCGGACUUCUCGCGGGGACAUUACCAUUCGAAUCCAGGGGAAAAGCCAGUUUAUAGGGAGCCCCCUUUCUAAUUGUAUUAGCAGAAGCUCGGACGAGGGGUCACAUUCAUCGGCUAGAGGCUAGCACCGAAGUUAUAAGCCUUAUUGUUCACUAUUGUAUAUUUUUACGGUACUGAAACGAUAUCCUACCUUGUUAUAUGAUCUCGGGCUACGGAAACCCUUUUAUUACCUGACAUUUUUAUCACCUAAAAUCUUGUCGCUGCUUGAGGAACUUGAGGAAUGUUUGGCAAUGUGGCAUGUUAUAUUCAGGUUCACAGCGAGCACUAAUGGUAUAAUAACAUGAGGAUAUAAAUGGGUUAAAAUCAACACUGUUGGACUACAAUAGGUCUAAACA